Messenger RNA from Melopsittacus undulatus (budgerigar), 2198 nucleotides. RefSeq names its product fatty acid desaturase 6 (gene FADS6). The record is from RefSeq and is a predicted model, not a curated record. Gene Ontology annotation, biological process: lipid metabolic process. Gene Ontology annotation, molecular function: oxidoreductase activity, acting on paired donors, with oxidation of a pair of donors resulting in the reduction of molecular oxygen to two molecules of water. The transcript is spliced from 7 exons. Lineage: Eukaryota; Metazoa; Chordata; Aves; Psittaciformes; Psittaculidae. Gene Ontology annotation, cellular component: membrane. Bases 81 to 1664 code for a protein of 527 amino acids.
CUGCCGUGCGCUGCCCCCUCCUUCCGCAGCCUCCUUCUUGCUGAGAAAAAGGCCGUUUUCUCCCCCAAAACAGCUCCCUCAUGGGACAGGCGCCGCUUGCUGCUGCUCCCCAGCAGAAGCGAAACCCUAUCCCCGUCCUCAGCGCUCCGCUUGGGUUUCUCAGAGCUAUUUCUAGCACUUGGCUCCUUCUCCUCCAGCGUUUCCAAUGCCUCUCUCCAUCUUUUUUCCACUCCUCCGCUGCCCCCCGUCUCCCCGUGCCCUCUGCCCGCUGUCCUCCCCAUGGCCCCACCGAAGGGGCAGCUCCCCAGAGCGGGCUGCCAGGCCGGGUUAUUGCCAAUGGCUCAUCUGCAUCCGCCCUCCUCCCCUGCUCCUCCCUUCCCCAAAUCGCUGCCGUCCGACACCGCCGCUGCGCUGGGCUGCGCGGCCGCCCCGCAAUGGUCAGCACCGGGGGAGCCACCGCGCCGGGGCUGGCGGAGAUGCCGCUGGAGGAUGGGGAUGCAGCGAGGCGGAGGGGACGGUGGGUCAAUGGCAAGGUCAGUGGUAGCCCGUGGCUUGGGGAAACGGGGGACCCGCUGCUCCAGGACAUGACAGCACCCGAUGGCAGCAGGACAGGGCCAGCACUGGGUGACAAGGACGUGACUCCCAAGGGGGCCCUGCAGCAAGCAGGGCAGCAUGAAGAAGCCCUGAUGACUGAGCUCUCGGGGCUGGUGCAGAAGGUGGUGAAGAGCAGCAGCUGGUGGGAACGGCAUGGGGUGGACAUCAGCAUCCUCGGCUGCAGCUUCCUCCUGCUCCCGGCAGGGUUCCUGUGCCUGCGGUCAACCCAGGCCAUCCCUUUCCUGGCUGGUGUCCUCACCCUUGGCGUGGUGCAUCACACCCUGACAGUGAAGGGCAGCCACCUGGCCAGCCACAAUGCCUUGACCGAGUCCAAGUCCUGGGGCAAAGUGUGGGCCAUCUUCUUCAUUGAGCUCUGCUCAGCAUUCACAGUCGAGCAGGCCACUUACAACCAUGUGAAGAUCCACCAUGGCUACACCAAUAUCAUUGGCCUGGGGGACUCCAGCACAUGGAAGCUUCCUUUCCUGAACCGCUACGUCUACAUGUUCAUUGCACCUCUCUCAGUGCCCAUCUUAACCCCUCUGGUUGCACUUGAUCUGCUGAGGAAUGUGGAGUGGAAAGCAGCUCUCCGGACCCUCUGCUGCAUGUUUCUGGGUCUCUACUGCCAUUACUGGCUGCUGCUCCACGUCUCGGGCUUCCAGUCACCAUGGUCUGCCCUGCUCUGCAUGCUGCUCACCCGCUCCCUCCUGGCCCAUCCCUACGUCCACGUCAACAUAUUCCAGCACAUCGGGCUCCCCAUGUUCGCGGCCGAUCGGAAGCCCAAGCGGAUCCAGCUCAUGAGCCUGGGUGUGCUCAACCUGCCCCGCAAUGCCCUGCUUGACUGGUCCUUUGGGCACUCGCUCAUCAGCUGCCAUGUGGAGCAUCACCUCUUCCCCAGCCUCUCCGACAACAUGUGCCUCAAGAUCAAACCCAUCGUCUCCCAGUACCUGAAGCAGAAGAAGCUGCCAUACAAUGAGGACACCUACGCCUCCAGGCUCCGUCUCUUCCUCCAGAGAUAUGAGGAGCUGAUGGUCCACGCUCCCCCCCUAACGGAGCUGGUGGGCAUCCAGUGAGGAUGGGACCCCAGGACUCAGGGAUGUUUCCUGUAGGGACUUUGUGGCAGUGAUGGCUUUAGCAGGACAAAUGCCUCCAUAAAGCCAUCAUGUAGGAAACAUCUCCCCCCUAUAUCUUGCUUUUGGCUUGAUAAUGAUGCAUGGAGCCACUGCAGGAGGAGAGCCAGGAAGUGCAUCUCCAGGGACAGGAAAAAAGGGGGGUAUCCCCAGUUAUUCCCAGCCAGGGCUUAGUUUUAUCCACUCUGCUUUCACGCUUGGGGAGAGGAAACCUCUUGUCUGCUGACUGUGCCCCCCUGCAACAGGACCAUGGGGGAUGCGGCACCACGUUCAGUGCAUCCGGAGCUUGUUCCACCAGGAUCUGUAGGAUGGAGCUGCAAACGUGUGGUUGGAGGCUCAGGGAAGGGGUUGGAUGAUGGGGAGGGGGUUGUGUCACUACUGCCCGUGCUUUGCCUGGCUCUGGGGUGAAUCAGUCCCUUCUAGGAACAAUGAUUUGGCAAAUUCAGCCUUAAUACAUCAAGAUGGAGCUCUUUGUUA